Molecule: messenger RNA, 1014 nt
Organism: Symbiodinium necroappetens
Lineage: Eukaryota; Dinophyceae; Suessiales; Symbiodiniaceae
Source: the annotation of a GenBank genome assembly
AUGAGCAUGCCGAAUGUGAACUUGAAGGCAAUUUCCGAAGCUUUGGUGAGCUGUAAGGACUCGCUCUGCUCUUUCGAUUUGCCACAGGCCGUUCCAGUGCCGGGACGGAGCCUGCCUGGCUUGGGCAAGGCGACAUGUAGAAGAAAGCAGCUGCAAGCACGCUCUCAGGAGGGCAGUGUUGUUCCCGCACUUGCAGUUUUGGCUCAGUGGAUCGGGAAUCCAAGACUCUGGAUGUCAUUGGCACGAGUGGAGAGGUUCAUGAGCAUUGCCCGGAAAGACAGGCACAUUCUAAGUUCCUCUGCGUUCUACGGCGCCUCUCCUCUGGAUCACUGCCGAAGUUCUAGGCUUCUGGCUAUGGGCCGCUGGCACUGGUUGGGGCUGUGGCUCUUCCUUCAUGAGGUCACGCAGCUGCCGCUCGUGGAGCCCCCGACUCCACGCGACGUGGAGCGCCGGCAGCGGCUACACAGGUGGCCAAACUUCCCUGCUGACGUUGUCGACACCUUCCGGCAGUGGGGUGUGGAGCCUAGGUUACUGGCCUCUGAAGUCCCAGCGUUGCGUGCCGGGGGCGCUGUGGAUGUCGACGCGAGGAUGCGCUUUCUCACCUCCGUGUUCCGGAGGAGUGUCGCCAGCCUCGCAGAGCAUCCGCAGUUUCUGUGGAGUCGCUUCGAGGCUCACAUCUUGCCGCGAGCGCUCUAUGCUGACCAGCUGGGCCUUGCGCAAGUCAUCGGCUUGCGAGACCUUCUCGGAACUCGAGACACAGCCCUCCAGGAUGCCAAAGCCUGGCCGGCCGUUUGUGGCCCGAAAGCUUCUCGUGCCGACUACGAGGAGUUACACUUGGCCUGCACUGAGCUCCAUCGCCAGGCUGGGUUCUUCGAAUCGAAGACGCUGUUGCACGUUGUGCAGCAACUGGCCUCCCACUCUGCACCGCUGCUGCCACUGACGCUGGCAGAGGGCCUCGAUGGACUUCGGAGAAGGCUGUCUGCGCCUCCCGUCACUUCCAAGGGCCCCCCGUGA